Molecule: messenger RNA, 1051 nt
Organism: Mugil cephalus (flathead mullet)
Lineage: Eukaryota; Metazoa; Chordata; Actinopteri; Mugiliformes; Mugilidae
Product: MKRN2 opposite strand protein-like
Exons: 4
Coding region: 452-1051 (199 amino acids)
Source: RefSeq, a predicted model, not a curated record
UAUGAUGGAGUGAUGUUUGUUGGUGGACCACUCCUGUGGAGGGGAACAGUCGUCUUCAGUCUGUCUGAAUGUGAGCUCCUGUUUUCAGGUGUCAGACACACCUGAGCUGACAGAUCAGGUCACUCUGGAAAAUGUUCUGACCGGCUCAGGUGUGUCCUCUGUUGGACACUUCCUGCUGAAACUUCACAUUAAAAGAGCCACGUGGACAAAGUCUCAUUGAAGUUCCACAAUGCAUUGCAGGACAAGUUUCCAUGACGACAAAGCCCACACAGUCCGAAGGUCACCUGCUCAGAAUGAAGCAACAGGUGAGUCAGAUCACAUGACACCUGAUAGGCUGGGGGUAAGUUACAGCCCAGCACAUGAUAUAGCGACAGGAGGAGGAGGAGAAGUCAGGACUGAACGGAGGAGCUAAAGGACGAGUCAGGAGGAGACACCAGGACGAGAGGAGGCGAUGGAGCAGAGUGUGAUCCGACUCAGCCACUGUCACAAGGAGAUCUUCUGUUUCUCGGUUCCAUCUGAAUGUCCCAACUGUGGCGAGGAGCUGAGGGGGAGCAGACUGCAGGAGGCGCCGGUGAGCCUCCCGUCCCCCUUCACCAACGGACACAAGAGCUCCUGCUGCCUCCUGGUCGCACCUGCACACGAUAACCAUGACAGAGACUUUGGUGGAACGUCAGAUCUUCACACCGGCAUCUCCAACACUAAAGGUGUGGUGUAUAAUUACACCCGGGGGGGGGUCCUCCGGGACCUGAGUGGAUGGGAGCGCUGUGUCAGCGUUCCCCUGGUCCGACCCGAUAUGUUUCACCUUCUGGCUCAGUGGGACCAGUACCUGGACCGCUUCUCCGAUGGACCCAUGUGGGACCCGGCCUGGCACAGGUUUGAUGAGGACAACCACAACUGCUUCAGCUUCUGCCUUCAGUUUGUGAACAGCGUCCUGGCGGCGGAAGGACGCGACGCUCUGAGCAGAGACGCCUUCACCAGCAGCUUCAUCCUGCGAGUGAGGAUGGUUCAAGUUCACCACUGUACCAGGCAUCAGAGACCAGUCUACCUGUGA